Heterostelium album PN500 is the source of this 294-nucleotide messenger RNA. RefSeq lists its product as uncharacterized. NCBI's taxonomy places the organism in Eukaryota, Evosea, Eumycetozoa, Acytosteliales, Acytosteliaceae. The transcript has a single exon. The record is from RefSeq and is a predicted model, not a curated record. The coding region runs from base 1 to 294 and encodes 97 amino acids.
AUGUCAACUUUUGAAAUGAGAGAUUGUGGUAAACCUUUUAAAAGUCGAUUCUCCAACAAGCAGUUCCACAAAUACCCAUACCGAUAUACUUUUGAUAGAGUGUCGUCUGACAUUCAAUGUAGAAGGAAGGAAUGCAUUGGCAAAAGCUACACCAUUCAACUCUUGAUAGGUUACCGCUGGGUAGUUAUUGACCAAGGUGUAGAUUUUGUUGUAAACAAUAGGAAGAUUGGGGUUGCUACCACCAACGAUGUUACAGAUGGUUCCGAACAGUUCAUUGGACCGCAAUCAGCAUAG